Asparagus officinalis (garden asparagus) is the source of this 3408-nucleotide messenger RNA. RefSeq names its product receptor-like kinase TMK4. Bases 204 to 2939 code for a protein of 911 amino acids. Lineage: Eukaryota; Viridiplantae; Streptophyta; Magnoliopsida; Asparagales; Asparagaceae. The transcript is spliced from 2 exons. The record is from RefSeq and is a predicted model, not a curated record. Gene Ontology annotation, biological process: protein phosphorylation. Gene Ontology annotation, molecular function: protein binding; protein kinase activity; ATP binding.
AACCAGGCUGUUCUGCUACUCCGACAAAAUGGCCAUGUGAAAUCUUUUCUUUUUCUCAAUCUGUGUCUGUCUGUCCUUCUUCCCCUCCCAUUUCGGCUCUUUUCCCUUCCUUUUCUCUCUUUCUUCUCAAUCUGUGUCUGUCUCCGUUUCUUGCUCUGGCUUCUCCCUUACCCUUUCCCAUUGGAUUUGAUUUUUCAUUCCCAAUGGGGAAGGAGGAGGAGGAGGAGGAGGAGAAAAGAAAACAUUUCCCUUUUCACCCAUUCGCUUUUGUUUUUCUGCUGAUUAUCUCCCCGGCAAUUGCCAAAGACGGCGACGUUAUGUCGGAUCUGGCCAAAUCCCUAACCAACGUCCCCUCCGACUGGAAGUCUGGAACCGAUUUCUGCAAGUGGAGCGGCAUCGCUUGCCAAGGGGGCCAAGUAACCGCCCUCAACCUUGCGCAGAAAUCCCUAUCCGGUAACCUACCCGACUCCAUCAACAAACUCGGCUCUCUCCAGACUGUGAACCUCCAGAGGAAUCAGAUCUCAGGCCUUCUUCCCUCCUUCUCCAACUUGGGCUCCCUCCAGAAGCUCCACCUCGAUACCAACGCCUUCAGCUCCCUCCCUCCUGACUUCUUCUCUGGCCUCACCAGCCUUCAAGAAGUCACCUUGGAUGACAACCCCUUCUCCCCCUGGUCCAUCCCCGACGACCUCUCCAAAUCCGAUAGCCUCCGCGAAUUCUCUGCCUCCAAUGCCAGCAUCUCCGGGACUAUACCCGAUUUCUUUGGCGUCCUCUCCGGUCUCGAGGAUCUCCGACUUAGUUACAACAACUUGACUGGAGGAAUCCCACUCUCUUUCACCGGAUCCAGCAUCAAGAAUCUCUGGCUCAACAACCAGCAGUCUGGCGAGAAGCUCACUGGGAGGAUCGACGUUAUUGGAGGCAUGAAUCAGCUGUCGCUGUUGUGGUUGCAGUCUAAUAGCUUCUCUGGGCCUAUUCCUGACGUCUCCAACCUUACCUCGCUCUCCUCUUUCAAUGUGAGAGACAACCAGCUCACCGGCGUGGUUCCCCCUUCGCUUACGUCCUCCCACUCGCUGCAGAAUGCUUCCCUCUCCAACAACAAUUUCCAAGGCCCCUUUCCUGCUUUUCCUGGCGGCGUCAAUGCUGAUGUUAGUAAGGGUAACAACUUCUGCACUGACAUGGCCGGGACACCCUGUGACUCGAGGGUGAACGUGCUGCUCUCGGUGGCUGCAGGUUUUGGGUAUCCGGACACGCUGGCAAGAAGUUGGAAAGGGAACAACCCCUGUGCAGGGCCCUGGACUGGCGUCGUCUGUGAUACCCAGGGGAAUGAGAUCUUGGUCCUCAAUUUCGCUAACCAGCAUUUUGUUGGUACCAUCUCCCCCGACAUUGCCAACCUCACCUCGCUCAAUAAGCUUUUACUCAGCAACAACAACCUGACUGGUCCUAUUCCUGAUUCUUUGACGGGGCUAAAGAGUUUACAGCUUCUUGAUGCUUCCAACAACGAUCUCUGGGGAAAGGUACCUGGGUUUGAUAAAUCUGUGACGCUGAAGCUAUCGGGCAAUCCUCGAAUUGGAACCGAACCUAGUCCUGGAACCGCAGGACCUCCUGGUUCGCUGCAGUCUGUUGGGAGUGGGUCUAAAUCGUCUCCUUCUGGAGAUGGGUCUGCUGGUAAAUCCAGAUCUUCAUCUGGCCUCAUUGUGGGAAUAGUUAUUGUUGUUGUGGUUAUUGUCGGAUGUUUGGGCGGUCUUAUUUACUAUCUUCAAUGUAGGAAGAAAAACACUCCAUUCAAACCGAUCAUAAGGGCUGGACCGCCAAAGGAGCUUCCUGAUACCCAGCUUAAGAUCGGAAUCAUAAAUGGGUAUGGGAAUAACACUGGAGCUCGGAAUGAGCUUUUCAGCCAAGGCAGUGGUGAGGAUGUACUAAGUACGAUUCCUAUUGAGGAUAUACGCAAGGCUACAGACAAUUUCAAUGAGGCCAACAUUAUAGGCCAGGGAGGAUUCGGUGUGGUCUACAAAGGUGAACUUAAUGGGACUGAGAUUGCAGUUAAGAGGAGUGAGUCUGAAUCGAUGGGUAAAAAAACUGGGGUUGCAGAGUUUGAAGCUGAGGUUCAUGUUCUUCAGAAGACCCGCCAUAGGCAUCUGGUGAGCUUUCUUGGGUACUGCAGAGAUAACAAUGAAAAACUUUUGGUAUAUGAAUAUAUGCCAGAAGGAACACUGGGGCAGCACUUGUUUGACCGAGAUUGUGGCAAGUACUGUGCUCUUAAUUGGAGGCAGCGGCUCGUAAUAGCAUUGGAUGUGGCUAGAGGGAUAGAGUAUUUGCAUAGCUUGGCACAGGAGAGUUUCAUCCACAGGGAUCUGAAACCUUCCAACAUACUCCUGGGCAAGGAUUUGAGAGCCAAAGUAUCUGAUUUUGGGUUGGUCAAGCUUGCUGACACUGAAAAGUCUGUUAUGACUCGGUUAGCUGGGACAUUCGGUUAUCUUGCUCCAGAGUAUGCUCUUACUGGGAAGGUGUCAACAAAGGUUGAUGUUUAUGCAUUUGGUGUGAUCUUGAUGGAGAUAAUAACUGGGAGGAAGGUUCUUGAUGAGUCACUUGCAGAGGAAGAUAGUCAUCUAGUCGUGGCCUUCCGAAGGCGUAUAAUUAACAAGGAAAAGUUUUUAACAAUCGUGGAUUCUUCCCUUGUUCUCGAUGAGAAAGCAUAUGAAAGCAUUCUUCAAGUAUCAGAGCUUGCAUGUCACUGCACCGCCCGUGAGGCAAAUCAGAGGCCUACUAUGGGGUAUGCAGUCCAAGUACUGAGCCCCUUAGUGGACCAGUGGGUACCCUCCAGCUUCCAAUAUGAAGAAGAUUCAAGUAUGAGCCUCGCCUCGGAGCUGGAGAAAUGGCAGUCUGAUUCUGAUUCAAGCUUGUUUGCUACCUAUAAGGGAAGUUCAAGCACUAGUCACUACUAGAAGCUUCAUCACGGCCUCAACAGUUCUUUUAUAGUGAAAAGCUAUUCAUUAUCCAAUGAAUGCUUUUAACAUGAACCUUCAGCACACAGUUGGGAGGCAGCAAAGACGCAGCAGGAUGAGCAUCCUACUGCCGUUUCCAACAGGCUUCCCAGGGACAGAAUACGCUACACCAUCCUGUAUUAAAUGACCACGUAAACCUAUUGUUUGUUCUUAUCAUUUGACAUAGAUACCUGUUAUGAUUUCAGUGAUUAUUUUUGUUUUGUUUUGACCACAAGGGAGUUGCAUUGUUUCUGCCUUUGAUUCGUGAUAGAGCCUGACUGAGCUAUUCCUUUGUGAGGUUAUCUCUGGGAAGGAUGUAGUGUCUAGUUGAUUCAUUUUCUUGCUGCUCAAGUGCUCAUUUAUUGUACUGAAACUGUUCGGUGAUCUGCAAGACUGCAAUUACAGUGGUACAUGAUUGUGUUUCUUGCCA